AUGUUCGCCUCAAAGCAAUUCAGUGCAGCUUCGCUUUUCUUCACUCUCCUCCUGAUCCUUCCAAAGAUUCAAGCGCAAGGAGGUGCUCCAAACAUACUAUCUCAACUAGGAGGUCUCAGUCCCGACCAGCUUCACCAGGUGAUCCAAGGCGUAGUUCGACCUCAAGUCAUUGGUGCACAACAAGCCACCUCAUUCGACGAAGCACAGCUGGAGAAACUCCAAUCGUCUGGAGGAGAGUACAACCCGGCAGGCUUCGGCAGAGGAGGCACCGUCUGGACUCGUCAACAAGCCGCCUCUGACUUCCUCCAAAAGCCCAAUCCAGCGGAAGGUUUCAAGGGAAAAGACAUACCUACACGACCAUCCAACAACGCAGAUUCUCAGACGCAGCUUGACCAUGUUCUAAAAGUCAUCGGCUUGAUUAACGAUUUGCUCGCGACGAUUUCUGGCGUUUCUGCGGGUAGCGACAUGACCCUCACGACGCCAGAGGAUGGUGCGGAAGCAGCUGGUCAGGGCAAUAACUUGCGUGUGGAGCAGGACAGAAUCAAGCGCGAAAGUCGCGUCGCCCUCUCCCUCCCCACAACCAGCACCACUUCCACUAGCGCAGCCACAAUCGGCAAAAUCCGCGGCGUGCGCGACCCCAUCUACCACCUCUACCUGCAAGCGUCCACGUCCUCCCCAAGCACGCCGGUCCUGGGCCCCGAGUCCUCCGCGGCAGAAUUCACCAUCGGCGGCACGAUACAGUCGCGCAGCACGUCGCUAUACCUGAACGUGCAGAAUGCGACGACGUCGUACAAGCCGCUGAAGUGGGAGAGCACGGCGACGACGACGGCGUGGGGACUCGAAGGGGAUACGAUUAUCACUGUGCAGGGGAGUAGUUAUGGGAGACGUGAGUUUUGUGCAAUAAGUGAAGAAUGUAGUGUAUUUGCUGACCGCGAUGUGAAGAGUUAA
Molecule: messenger RNA, 948 nt
Organism: Parastagonospora nodorum SN15
Lineage: Eukaryota; Fungi; Ascomycota; Dothideomycetes; Pleosporales; Phaeosphaeriaceae
Exons: 3
Coding region: 1-948 (315 amino acids)
Source: RefSeq, a predicted model, not a curated record